GGGGCCAGGGCGGAGCCCGCGCCAGGCUCGGAGCGGGGCGGUCAUCGGCAUCAGUUCCGCAGGCUGAGUGCAAGCCCCAGCCAUGGCUCCCCGCUGCUGGCGCUGGUGGCACUGGUCGGCAUGGCCUCGGACCCGGCCGCCUCCCGCCGGGAGCACUCCGAGCUCCCGCCGGCUGCUCUCCGCGCAGGAGCAGCCCCCCCAGAUCUGUGUGGUGGGCAGUGGCCCGGCUGGCUUCUACACUGCCCAGCACCUGCUGAAGCACCACGCCCAGGCCCGCGUGGACAUCUACGAGAAGCAGCUGGUGCCCUUCGGUCUGGUGCGCUUUGGCGUGGCGCCCGACCACCCCGAGGUGAAGAACGUCACCCACACCUUCACCCAGACGGCCCGCUCUGACCGCUGCGCCUUCCACGGCAACGUGGUGGUGGGCAGGGACGUGACCGUGCCGGAGCUGCGCGAGGCCUACCACGCCGUGGUGCUGAGCUAUGGAGCGGAGGACCACCGGGCGCUGGGGAUCCCCGGCGAGGAGCUGCCGGGCGUGUUCUCGGCGCGGGCCUUUGUGGGCUGGUACAACGGGCUCCCUGAGAACCGGGAGCUGGCUCCAGACCUGAGCUGCGACACAGCCAUGAUUCUGGGGCACGGGAAUGUGGCCCUGGAUGUGGCCCGGAUCCUGCUGACCCCACCUGAGCAGCUGGAGAAAACGGACAUCACGGAGGCUUCCCUGGGGAUCCUGAGGCAGAGCCGGGUGAAGACGGUGUGGAUAGUGGGCCGGCGUGGACCCUUGCAAGUGGCUUUCACCAUUAAGGAGCUUCGAGAGAUGGUUCAGUUACCGGGAACCCGGCCCAUGUUGGAUCCUGCGGAUUUCUUGGGCCUCCAGGACAGAUUGAAGGAGAUGCCCCGCCCGCGGAAGCGGCUGACGGAGCUGCUGCUGCGAACAGCCACCGAGAAGCCGGAGCGGGAGGAGGCUGCCCGCCGGGCAGAGGCCUCCCGCGCCUGGGGCCUCCGUUUUCUCCGAAGCCCCCAGCAGGUGCUGCCCUCCCCGGACGGGCAGCGGGUGGCAGGCAUCCGCCUGGCGGUCACCAGGCUGGAGGGUGUCGGGGAGACCGCCUGGGCAGUGCCCACUGGCGACACGGAGGACCUCCCUUGUGGGCUGGUGCUGAGCAGCGUUGGGUAUAAGAGCCGCCCCAUUGACCCCAGUGUGCCCUUUGACCCCAAACUUGGGGUCAUCCCCAAUACGGAGGGCCGGGUUGUGGAUGUGCCAGGCCUCUACUGCAGCGGCUGGGUGAAGCGGGGGCCCACGGGCGUCAUCGCCACCACCAUGACCGACAGCUUCCUCACCAGCCAGGCGCUGCUGCAGGACCUGGAGGCCGGGCUGCUGCCCGCCGGCCCCAGGCCCGGCCACGCGGCCAUCGAGGCCCUGCUCAGCAGCCGAGGCGUCCGGCCCAUCUCCUUCUCGGACUGGGAGAAGCUGGAUGCCACGGAGGUGUCCCGGGGCCAGCGCACUGGGAAGCCCAGGGAGAAGCUGCUGGAUCCUCAGGAGAUGCUCCGGCUGCUGGGGCGCUGAGCCCGGACCCCAUCCCGGCGGGGAGGGGGGUGCUGCGCAGAGGAGAGGGGCCAGGUCGGUCUGAGCAGGACUCUGCACACAGCUGCGCCCCCGGCCCGCCCUGGCCCAGCGCCUUGGCGGCCUCUUCCAGGGACCAAUGAGCACGCCCUCCUGCCAGAAGGUCACCCUGGCCAGCGCGGGUUUAACUCUCGGCGAGGAGAUGGCCUCCGUUAGGGCGGGGUGCAGGUGCAGGCUGACCUCGCUCCCCCUCCCACCUCUCCUGCUGGACCGUGUGGGUCACCAGGCCCGGAAAAUGCUGAAAAUAAAACAGCUGCCACGGACAGCCAA
Molecule: messenger RNA, 1888 nt
Organism: Pipistrellus kuhlii (Kuhl's pipistrelle)
Lineage: Eukaryota; Metazoa; Chordata; Mammalia; Chiroptera; Vespertilionidae
Gene: FDXR
Product: ferredoxin reductase
Exons: 12
Coding region: 83-1561 (492 amino acids)
Biological process (GO): ubiquinone biosynthetic process
Cellular component (GO): mitochondrion
Source: RefSeq, a predicted model, not a curated record